GAAACAAAACAAAAAAACUGAGCAAACCUAGCGCAAAACAACACAAAACUCGUUCAUGGCAGAGCAACUCACAGAAGAGCAGAUUUCAGAGUUCAAGGAAGCUUUCAGCCUCUUCGAUAAGGACGGAGAUGGUUGCAUCACUACCAAAGAGCUGGGUACUGUGAUGAGAUCCUUGGGGCAAAAUCCAACUGAAGCUGAACUCCAGGAUAUGAUCAAUGAGGUUGAUGCUGAUCAAAAUGGAACAAUUGAUUUCCCUGAGUUCUUGAAUUUGAUGGCACGGAAAAUGAAGGACACUGAUUCUGAGGAAGAAUUGAAGGAAGCCUUCAAGGUCUUUGACAAGGACCAAAAUGGUUACAUCUCAGCUGCAGAGCUGCGGCAUGUGAUGACAAAUCUGGGAGAGAAAUUGACGGAUGAGGAAGUGGACGAGAUGAUUCGAGAAGCAGAUGUGGACGGUGAUGGCCAAGUCAAUUACCAGGAGUUUGUGAGGAUGAUGCUGGCCAAGUGAGCCUGUUGGUGGCGGGAGGAUAGACUUGGUCUAUA
Messenger RNA from Telopea speciosissima, 540 nucleotides. RefSeq names its product calmodulin. The record is from RefSeq and is a predicted model, not a curated record. NCBI's taxonomy places the organism in Eukaryota, Viridiplantae, Streptophyta, Magnoliopsida, Proteales, Proteaceae. Gene Ontology annotation, molecular function: calcium ion binding; enzyme regulator activity. The transcript has 4 exons. The coding region runs from base 56 to 505 and encodes 149 amino acids.